Molecule: messenger RNA, 2429 nt
Organism: Sardina pilchardus (European sardine)
Lineage: Eukaryota; Metazoa; Chordata; Actinopteri; Clupeiformes; Clupeidae
Product: endothelin-3
Exons: 4
Coding region: 209-697 (162 amino acids)
Biological process (GO): intracellular calcium ion homeostasis; regulation of vasoconstriction; vein smooth muscle contraction
Cellular component (GO): extracellular region
Molecular function (GO): hormone activity; endothelin B receptor binding
Source: RefSeq, a predicted model, not a curated record
UUACUCGUGAUGAAAACUGCUUUCAGCUUUAGACAUAACAAUGUCAAAUGGCAAAUGUCAACAAUCCAGUGCGCGCAGUGUGAAACACCUUGUUGAUGGAUGUCUUGAAGUCUACAGUUUAUCGACACUGACCUUAUAGUCGUGACGGGGUAUUCUACGACUGCAGUUUUCACUACGACACAAGCUGCAUAUUUGGAACUACUGUGGAAUGGCUAAGGUUGCUCUAAUGGAUUUGUGCAUUUUGUUUCUUGUUGGACUAUCAGCAGCUUAUGCGAAUGGUUUUCCUCCUCUGCGGGAAGAUGAGACUCAGGAGAGUGAGAUUGAUGCCGUGCAGCCAAGCGUACCUUCCAGGAGCUCAGCGGUGAAGUCCAUGACAUCUCCAGGGCCCACCGAUGCCGGGGGGCCCACGUGCCUCCCGUGUCAACUGUCAGGGCCCAAGAGGCGAGCCAAGCGGUGUACGUGUUACUCAUACAAAGACAAGGAGUGCGUGUAUUACUGCCACUUGGACAUCAUCUGGAUCAACACGCCAGAACGGACCGUGCCGUACGGCAUGUCCAGCUACAGGGGCUCCCAGCGGGUGCGGCGCUCAGCUGUGACCUCCGACCCCUCGCACGCAAGCUCGCUGCGCUGCACGUGUGCACAGCGGCAGGACUCUGAGUGCACAGCCUUCUGCAAGGGAAGGGGAGGUUCUCCAUGAUAUUCGAAACUACCCAGGCAACCAGACAUUUGGAACUACCCAGGCAGACCUCUCUGUCUUCACACCUGGAAGUUGACCUCUGCAAGCAUUUGUCUCUUCCCUUUAAAGACUUUCCAGUGGUGUUCCUUUUACCAAGAGAGAGAUACUUAAAGACUCCGUAGAAUGCUCUGGACAGCCCACUCAAAGGAAGACUGAUUGGAUAUUGGUGGCUUUUUGAGAGUGCGUGGUGGUAGACACCACUUCAGGAACCUGCCUGACCCUACGGACACUUACAAAGGACUGACUAAUGGCACAGCUGUCAGCAGAUCAGGAGAUGAGGAGAGGGUAGCUUCAAGAAUGAAAUCAAUUUUGUCUUCAACAAGCUGGAGGUGCGUGGGUUCAGAAACCAAAGAAAAGCCGACAUCGGAGCGAUGUGUGUAGUAAUAAGACAGUUCUGGGGUGAAGUCCGGAAAUAAGCGGCAAAUGUCACUGACAUAUAUGACUCUUGUUGGUAAAGUGACAUUGUAGUAUGGAUUCCAAGACUGAAUAAGAAAGAGAAUUAUACAGUCAUACGCAAUGAUGUCUCUCUCUCAAAAUAACUGGUGUCUGCCAUCUCCCACACUUGUUUUGCAUUUUAGUUCAGGUAGGACUGUCAGUUUGAUGUUACUAUGUCUUAUAUUUUUAUACUAAUGUAAAAAUGUGCAAAGCAUGAGUUUAUAUUAUUUUAAUUCAGUAUACUGUAUAGCUAUAUAUUACGCUGGAUUGUUUGGGUAUGUUCUGUCCCAGUCAACCCCUCUCCCUCUUCAAGAAGUGAGUUUUGUCAGAAUGCUAUUUUAAAGGGAAAGUACCGGUACAUGUAGAUCUCUUUAUUUGACAAAAGGAAGCCUUGCUUUCUAGCCUUACAGUACUUCUUCGCCGUACGUACAUCGUCUUUAUUUGAUAUUACCAGCAUCAUUUGCCUGCAGUGAUUUACUCAAUUCCUAAUGAAAGUCUGAAAAAAACUGUUAUGACUAUGACAGAAAUACCUACGGAAUGCAUGCAGCCUAUCUAAAAUAUAAUUCCAAACAGGUCCCUGUAAGUCUGCAAAACUCACCUCUCAUUCAAACUUAUAGAGAUAGAUAUAUUUCUGUAAAAAUCAAACCUUUGAGUUUGUGUCUUAAUUACACAUCAUCUUUCAUAUAAACAUGCAGAAUGCACUGUAAUUUGUUAUAAAGGGGCGUUUUCAUACAAGCACAUAGAGUACACAAACACACACACACACACACACACACACACAGUCUCAUUUACUUACUCACUCACUAACUCACACGCACAUGCACAGACUGGCACACACACACACACACACACACACACUCAUACACACGCACACACACAUGCGCGCGUGCGCACACACACACACACACACACACACAGUGCACAGUGCAGGGUUUAUUUUUCGCAUGACUUUGCACAUACUCACUUGAUAAAAAUCUAUUGUAAUAGUGAGUAACGCAAGGCAACUGAGUCAACAAACACAGAAAAAAGGAAAUAAUUUUAACUUGGUUUGGGUUUCUUCUCUCUGUUCUAGUGCCAUCCGCAGUAAUCCCUGUUUGUAAGACCAGGGACUGACCCUCCUCAGAGCCAAAUAUUUAUUUUUUUACGAGUUGAGGACAGACAUAAUCCAAAACACACAACCGAUUGACAAUGUUGCAGAACUGUGAUGAUAAUCAAAAUGUUGUGCCAGUAACGAAACAAAAAGUGGUCAUGAUUUUAG